CAGAGUGGUCAGCAAGACAGCUCUUCAUCAUCUUCUGUGAUGUGAGUUGCUAUGGUCUUAAUCAGGCUCAUUACGAAUCUGAUCUACCUUGUGUAAGGCUUGUCAUCAUCACUUAUUUAAUUAUGUACAAACUAUGCUUAUGUUCUCUUUCUUUGUACUAUUUACAUCUCGCAACGGCGGCUACAGAAGUGACCGAUUGCUCUACAAACUGCGAGUCUUCAGUAUAUUGGUUUCAGGAUCUAUUCUUCAAUGGAUUAUCUGAUAAUAAUCGUUAUCAGACUUGGAUUUUAUCUAUUCUAGCAUCCUGUGUAAUCGGAUUGACUGGUAUUGUGCCAUUAAUAAUUUUCGUUCCUAGCAGAGAGCUUAACUAUCAAGGUGGGAGUAAAUUAUUGAGGCUGUUACUUAGUUUUGCUGUGGGAGGAUUGCUUGGUGAUGUCUUUCUUCAUCUGUUACCCGAAGCUUGGAAACACAUCGAGAGCUUGGGACCCGAACUGCACUCCAGUCAUUUAACUUUAGGAUUGUGGGUACUUAUUGGCAUGUUCUCCUUUGUUAUCAUAGAAAUCAUGUUUGCUGCUUCACAGAACAGUAAGGAAAUUUCUGAUAAUGCCAUAGAGAUUUCCGAAAAUAAUUUUUAUUCAGAAAAAAAACACGAGAAGCAAAUACUGACAUCGUCAUCUAACAUACUGUGCAAUGGCAAUUCCUCAUGUCAUAAAGUAGCUUCUGAGAUGCAGCAAACUUUUAUGCAAAAUGGGUAUCUGAAAACUUCUAAUGGAAGUCUAAUUAAAGAAGUUCCAAAAGUUUUGCAAACAAUACACAUAUCUGGCUAUCUGAAUUUAAUGGCAAAUAGUAUAGAUAACUUUACUCAUGGGUUAGCAGUUGCAGCUAGUUUUCUUGUAGGAAUAAAGGUAAUUUUUUUCAUGAAUAUCGUAUUAAAUCCUUUUUUAAACAAUGAAAUGUAAUGUAAUGUAAUGGGU
This is a messenger RNA of Stegodyphus dumicola, 974 nucleotides long. It is a transcript of the gene Zip99C, whose product is annotated as Zinc transporter Zip99C. Gene Ontology annotation, cellular component: membrane. Lineage: Eukaryota; Metazoa; Arthropoda; Arachnida; Araneae; Eresidae. Gene Ontology annotation, molecular function: zinc ion transmembrane transporter activity. The record is from RefSeq and is a predicted model, not a curated record. Gene Ontology annotation, biological process: intracellular zinc ion homeostasis; zinc ion transmembrane transport.